AUGGCGCCAGCCAGGACGAGGAGGACGCGUCAUUCCACCGAUAAUACCCUCAAUAUUCUCAACAACAGGAUUAAUACGCGCUCCAUGGGCACCAGGCGAACUACAGAUAUCUACGCUAUCCCGGGAAGCCAAGAGCCACGGCAACUAAGAUCUCGGAAGAGCGAGCCUGUCCCAGCAACAACCACCAACGCCACCGAAGAGACAGAACAACACCCCACGGAGGCCGAGCUGCAUCUUAGCCAGCAGCAUACUGAGAAAGACGAGGAAUACUUCGAGGCGCAAGAGAAUGGGAAUCCCGAUGAGGAAAGCAAUGAAAAUGAGGUGGAGCCGAUAGAUGCGUCGGAGAUACCCUCUGGAGUUGAGGAAACUCCAGACGAGCAAGUGAACGGGGUACUGGAUGGGGAAAUCAGGGAAAAUGACGAGAGGGACUCAAGCUCGGAGUCAAGCUCGGGGUCAAGCUCAGAAGCUGAGAAACCCCCGGUCCGAGCAUCUAGCCAGUUGGCUGCAGCAUCUGCCCAACUGGAAUCUCCGCGACAGUCUGUCGAGGUUGUUGUCCCUCGGUCGACCCGUAGCACCCGCCAGCAAACAUCCCGCCAGGAAGAUAGUGGAAACGCCAAACUCGAUUGGCGUGACGAACUGGGUCUCCGUGAUCCCUCCAGCAGCGAGAGCGCUGAGGAAGAACCCACUCGAGUUUCUGCAGACGGCCAUUUUCCCAACCAAACAGGCGAGGGUGCAGAAUCUUACAUGGUUCGUGCUGAACGGCGGUUGGGUCGCAGAACUCGCUCUGGGCGGCUUGUUCAUGUUCCCGAAAUGCAACAAAUAACUCAGGCAACCAAUGGCGGAGAAGAACGCAGCGAGGGCCUUGACGACGACGAUGAUAGUGAUGCAAACCUGGACGAAUGGCUGAGGAAGGCCGCUGAAGGGACACCAUUGGAACAACCCUGGAACAUCGUGCUCGCGACAAGAGAAGACCUGCGUUUACAUUGCCCGAGGAACAAGUUUCAAGCGCUCAAGGAUUCUUUGAAACUGGUCUCCGAGUUACGCAAGGACUACGACAAGCCGAGGCACAAUGCCGAGGGCCUCAAUUUGCAGUCUUGUCACAACCUGAGGGAAGCCCUCAAAGCUAUCCGGGUUCGGCUCUUCGACAAAGCAUCCUUUGGGCCCCAGAGCAAUCGUGGCAGUCGUGUCAUAAACCAAUUCGAAGCCGUUGUGGUACCCAGCAUGAUCAAUCUGGUGCUGGCCUGCUUCAAGGCUUACCAAAGCGUCGGCCAGCCUGCCUACCACGAGCUCUGCAGUAUGUUGGAACUUCUCCAAGAAACCUGUGACCAGAUUUCCAGACGGCGCAGUCAAGGGCACCCUCCUGGCCUUCUAGCUCGAUCCAGCAAACUUCACCGUCCCUUGAAGCGCAUCUACGAUGCAGUUCUAGGUCAGGAUAGCAGCAUCAAACCCAGGACACCCGUGGAUAGGCAGGGGUUCGUAGAUGUUGACGGUACCGACGUUGAUGACUGGGAUGCAGUUCUCCAGUCACAGGAACCCUGGAGCCCUCGCGAACUCAAUCACCUUUUGGACGGGCUCCGACAUUUCUCUGCGCAAGGCUUCUCUGGUCCUGAACUGUGCAUCCAGGUCCUGCGCCAUCGGGGACAUCUUCUUCCUCGGCGGACUCUGAUCGACCUUGUAGCCAAGUCUCAGGAAGUCCGGCGCAAAUGCGAGAGACACCGGCGCGCAGAGGGAUGGCUCGCCAGCCUGUAA
This is a messenger RNA of Penicillium riverlandense, 1749 nucleotides long. RefSeq lists its product as uncharacterized. Bases 1 to 1749 code for a protein of 582 amino acids. Lineage: Eukaryota; Fungi; Ascomycota; Eurotiomycetes; Eurotiales; Aspergillaceae. The transcript has 2 exons. The record is from RefSeq and is a predicted model, not a curated record.